This is a messenger RNA of Peromyscus leucopus (white-footed mouse), 903 nucleotides long. Its product is annotated as interleukin-1 receptor-associated kinase 1-binding protein 1. Gene Ontology annotation, biological process: immune response; canonical NF-kappaB signal transduction. The record is from RefSeq and is a predicted model, not a curated record. Lineage: Eukaryota; Metazoa; Chordata; Mammalia; Rodentia; Cricetidae.
AUGUCGCUGCAACCCGCCCUCCGUCGCGGGUGUUCAUGGAACUGGUUUCCCUGGGCUAACCUGGGCCGGGAAAACAACUCGAUCUCGGCCUUGGAGGCGCAGCCCGUCGGCAGCCGCCCCCACGUCGCCAAGGCCCACCGAGCCCGCGAGGUCCACGUGAGCGGCUCGGCCGAGGUGUCCGCCAGCCCCGACCGGGCGCAAGUGGCCGUGCGGGUGAGCAGCACCAAGGAGGCGGCGGCCGAGGCCAAGAAGAGUGUGUGCCGUCGCCUGGACUACAUCACGCAGAGCCUCCAGCAGCAGGGUCUGCAGGCAGAAAAUGUCUCCGUCACAAAGGAUAUUAGAAGAGUAGAAAAUGCUUAUCACAUGGAAGCCGAGGUCUGCAUUACAUUUACUGAAUUUGGGAAAAUGCAAAAUAUUUGUAACUUUCUGGUUGAAAAAGCUAGACAGCUCUGUUUGUCAUCAACCCACCUGAGUUUCUAUCACACUCCAGGUUCUGUUGAGAAUCUACGGCGGCAAGCCUGUCUUGUUGCUGUUGAGAAUGCAUGGCGCAAAGCUCAAGAAGUCUGUGACCUUGUUGGCCAAACUCUGGGAAAACCUUUACUAAAAGAAGAAGAAACAAAAGAAUGGGAAGGCCAGAUUGAUGACCAGUUAUCCAGACUCCCAGGCUCAUUAACUGUACAACAGAAAAUCAAAAGUGCAACAAUACACGCAGCCUCAAAAGUGUUUAUUACUUUUGAGGUAAAAGGGAAGAGAAGAAAAAAAAGCAUCUUUAAAAUCCAGCUAAAGCAUACUCCCUUCCUGACACAGAUAAUUGAUGUUCGCCCAAACCUGCAACUUUUCCUGACACAGUUGUGUUCCCAAAGCAGGAGGAAUAUGAAACAAUGUAAAGCGGCUGUCACGUAG